Messenger RNA from Papaver somniferum (opium poppy), 1202 nucleotides. RefSeq lists its product as uncharacterized. The record is from RefSeq and is a predicted model, not a curated record. The transcript is spliced from 4 exons. Bases 363 to 1202 code for a protein of 279 amino acids. NCBI's taxonomy places the organism in Eukaryota, Viridiplantae, Streptophyta, Magnoliopsida, Ranunculales, Papaveraceae.
CAUGAUUGUAUUCAGAUAACAAAAUUUGAAUUGCUCAUAGUGUCAUGUCUUUUAUCUUAAUCUUCAGCAAACAGCGCAAAAAGAAUCUCAAGAAGAUACAAACUGAACUGAGAAAGGAACAACAACCACCAAAAGUACAACUACCAACACAACAGAACAUAUUGAGUAAUAAUAACAACUCAAUAUUUUUUUUCAAAUUUCUUUUGAUGCAAUUAUAAAUAAACAAUCGAGGAGCACGUAUAUGACAACAUUUGCAGCCCCAAACUUUACCCAUCUUUGCAGUAUAUUUCUGGAUGAUGUAAUGACGAUAAAGAUGUUUGAAGGAUGAGGCUCUGAACCGUGCAAGUCCCUCUGCCCUCUCUAUGGCGUUAGAAAUAGAUGAAUUUGUUCCCUCUAUGGCGGUUGGAGAAUCUAGUAAACCACUACAAACAGAAUUUGAUACCCUAUCUACAACGAGUUUUGUAGAAUAUUCCUACUCAGAAGAAGAAUAUCCAAGAGCAGGUGAGACAGAUGAUGAAGAAUAUCCAACAGAACAGAACACAGAUGAGGCUCUGAACUGUACAAGUCCCUCUGCCCUCAGCAGUAUGGUGUCUAAUUGGUUUGAUGGUUGGCCCGUGUCAGACGAAAACCUUGUAAAAUUGAUGAAAUCAUGUGAAGACUCAGUUGCCGGAAGACGUGAACCUUUUACUUGGAUUCAUGUGUAUGCUUACUUCAAUAAGAAAAAACGUUACGGAGGAUAUGGAGUUAUUGUACACAAUGAUCUAGGGGUGCCAAUCACUGCUUCAGCUCGGUUCUCAAAAGAUGGAUGUUCUUUUUAUCAUCAAGUAUUCGAGGGAAUAAAUGCUGGUGUGAAACUUGCUGGAAAACUUGGUUGUUCUCUCCGUGUCCGAUGUGACGAGUAUAUUAUGAGCGAGCUGGGUUGUUGCCCUGAGAUGAAGCUUCUUGUGUUGAAACUUAGGCAGAAGGAUCCAAUAGAUUUUCUAUUUAAUUCGGCGGGUGUAGCUGUACAUUAUCCGGCAAAAUUGGAAAAAAAAAAAAGAAGGGACUUGCUCAGAAGAAGGAAGGAAGGUAUGCCACCGAUGAAGAUGGGUCAGGAUGAUUGUAUGAAGAGGACUCUAUUGGGUAGUUCAGGUAUUCUUAUUUUGAUUAGUAGUUGUAUUCUAUUACUUUAUUAUGUGGGUAUUGUUCAUGUUAACGGAUAA